This is a messenger RNA of Drosophila willistoni, 4635 nucleotides long. It is a transcript of the gene Usp7, whose product is annotated as ubiquitin carboxyl-terminal hydrolase 7. The transcript has 3 exons. Gene Ontology annotation, molecular function: cysteine-type endopeptidase activity; protein binding; cysteine-type deubiquitinase activity. Gene Ontology annotation, biological process: regulation of protein stability; protein deubiquitination. Lineage: Eukaryota; Metazoa; Arthropoda; Insecta; Diptera; Drosophilidae. The record is from RefSeq and is a predicted model, not a curated record. Gene Ontology annotation, cellular component: cytosol; nucleus. The coding region runs from base 674 to 4198 and encodes 1174 amino acids.
AAAAAACAAAAAAAGUUCUCCAGAUUUUUUUUUUUCUCCAAAUUAUUGUGUAAAGAAAGCAAGAGACUUAUUUCAAUUAUCAGUGUUAGCUUUUAGUUUUCCAUCAUAACGUGACGGCAAAAGAUACUAAAUUUGUGUUUUCGGCAAAAAAAAACUAUUUUGUUAGCUAAGCAAACCGACGUGCAACACACACAAGACAUCCUCAUACAUGCAUACUUAAAUACAUACAUACAUACGUACAUGUUCACGCACACACACACACAAACCAUACGGAAAAGUACGAGUAGCCCCAUAAAUUAAAAGUCGGUGUAGAGGUUGGGACAAGGAAGAAUCAGAUUCGGAAUCGCGACAAAAGAAAGAAACUAAAAACGAAAAAAACAAGAAAACAACAGUAGCACCAACACCAGUAGCAUCAGCAUCAGCAGCGGCAGCGGCAGAAGUAGCGGCAACAUCAGCACACCAUCACCACAAAUAAUACACACAGAAGUGGCAAAUGAGAAUAAGAAAAUUGAAAAAGUUAAUUGAAGUCCAAUUGUUUUUGUUGUAUGCUACAGGCUGAGCAGCGAGCGGUUCAUAGGGAACACUAGCGCCACCUAACGGCCUCAAUAGAAACAAGAACAAAUACAAAGGCGCAGCAACAUCAGUUUGUGGUCGAGUUUUCCCCCCAAAUAAAAUGGAAAUUGAAACAGAUCAAUCGAUAGAAGCAAUGGACACUCAGGAUACCCAAGAGGUUGAAAUUAUCACAAGUGACCUACAACAACAACAGCAGCAGCAGCAACAACAACAACAAAAACAGAAUUCUCCGCCACAAUUGCCGAAAUUUAAGAAUCUUAUCCAGCCGACGGGUCAGUUGCAUGCUGUUGGGGCAGUAACCCAAUUGGCAGCUCCUCCACCACCACCGCCACCAAGUGAAAACGGUAAUGUGCCGCCACAGCAACUGCUAGCCGAUAGCAGUUCCACAUCGUUCGGUCCAGAUCCACAAGAUCAGCAUCCCGGAGCAAUGGCAAUGGAAGAUGAAUCAACCAAGGAGGACCAAUUCCGUUCGGAAACGACCUUCUCAUAUACAGUGGAAAAUGUAAAUCAAUUGAAGGCCCAGAGACUCUCACCACCGGUCUAUGUACGAAUGUUGCCAUGGAAAAUAAUGGUCAUACCGAAUGAUCGUGCAUUGGGCUUCUUUUUGCAAUGCAAUGGUGAGAAUGAUUCCCCCACAUGGUCAUGCAAUGCCAUAGCUGAGCUGCGUCUCAAGUGCCACAAGCCGGAUGCCCAGCCGUUCACUAGGGCCAGAAUCAAGCAUUUGUUCUAUUCCAAGGAGAAUGAUUAUGGUUAUUCGAAUUUCAUUACCUGGCAAGAGCUACAGGAUGCCGACAAAUGUUAUGUAUUGAAUAAUAGCAUCACCUUGGAGGUGCAUGUCAUUGCAGAUGCCCCACAUGGAGUACUGUGGGACUCCAAGAAGCACACCGGCUAUGUGGGCCUCAAGAAUCAGGGGGCCACAUGCUAUAUGAACUCACUGCUGCAGACACUCUACUUCACAAAUUCCUUACGGCUAGCUGUCUAUCGCAUACCCACAGAGGCGGAUGACAGCACUAAAUCAGUUGGUCUCUCCUUGCAAAGGGUAUUCCAUGAGCUGCAGUUCGGUGAUCGUCCGGUGGGCACCAAAAAGCUAACCAAAUCCUUUGGCUGGGAGACACUCGACUCGUUUAUGCAACACGAUGUCCAAGAAUUUUUGCGUGUUCUUCUCGACAAGCUUGAGUCGAAGAUGAAGGGUACCUGCCUGGAGGGCACCAUACCAGGUCUUUUCGAGGGCAAAAUGUCUUCAUAUAUUAAAUGCAAAAAUGUCGACUAUAAUUCAACACGCUACGAGACCUUUUAUGACAUUCAAUUAAACAUCAAAGAUAAGAAGAACAUCUAUGAAUCCUUUCAGGAUUAUGUUGCCUCUGAAACUCUGGAGGGCGAUAAUAAAUACGAUGCUGGUGUCCAUGGGCUACAGGAGGCUAGCAAGGGAGUGAUAUUCACCUCAUUCCCACCCGUGUUGCAUUUGCAUCUGAUGCGUUUCCAAUAUGAUCCCAUAACGGACAGUUCGAUUAAGUACAAUGAUCGGUUUGAGUUCUAUGAGCAAAUCAAUUUGGAUCGCUAUUUGGCCGAUCGUGAAAAAACACCCGCCGACUAUGUCCUUCAUGCUGUACUCGUCCAUUCGGGCGACAAUCAUGGUGGUCACUAUGUGGUCUUCAUUAAUCCAAAAGCGGAUGGCCGUUGGUUUAAAUUCGAUGAUGAUGUGGUAUCCAGUUGCCGCAAACAGGAGGCCAUUGAACAAAACUAUGGCGGAAUGGAUGAUGAAAUCUCUUUUCAUGCCAAAUGCAGCAAUGCCUAUAUGUUAGUCUAUAUCCGGCAAUCGGAAUUGGAUCGCGUUUUGGGCGAUAUUCCCGAAAAUGAGAUAUCCAGCGAUUUGGUUGAGCGACUUGAUCUCGAAAAGCGGAUCGAGAUGGCCCGUCGCAAGGAGCGGAGCGAAGCCAAUCUAUAUGUUUCGGUUCAUGUCAUCCUGGAAGAAUAUUUCGAGGGUCAGCAGAAGCGGCGUCUCUUUGAUCUAGAGAAAACACAUCAGAGGCCCUUUAAGCUCAAGCAAAAUCAAACAGUCGACGAAUUGGUUGAAAUGUUUGUCAAGGGAUUCGGUGUGCCACGCAAUCGUAUGCGCAUCUGGAAUAUGUGCACAGCCCAGACACAGAAAUUCCUGCAUUUUGAUUUUGAGGCCGAGGGUGGACGCACCAUUGAACAGAUACCCACCUCACAGAAGCCCUGGGUGGUGUUCCUAGAAUUGGCAUCGCCGGAAUUAUCACCGGAUGCGCCGUUGCCACCAUUUAAUCCAAAAACUGAUGUACUUCUGUUCCUCAAGUACUAUGAUGCUCGGAAUAAACGACUUAAUUAUAUUGGAUGCACUCAGCAGCCACAGACACGGCGUCUAAUUGAAUUGGUGCCCGAGGUGAAUCUUAAAUUGGGCUUCGAUCUAGAUACCGAGCUGACCAUCUUCGAUGAGUAUGCCGACAAGAAGGUGAUCAAUCUGCAUGAUCCCAUUGAAAGUGUGCUCUACAUACCGCAGGAUCAUUUGCAAGGACAUAUAUUGAUAUUUGAACGAGAACUGGUUGACAUGAAACUUGAUCUGCCAACUGUCGAGGACUAUUUCUUAGAUCUUGUGUAUCGAAUUGAAAUCGUAUUUAGCGACAAAUGUAAUCCCAAUGAACCCGAUUUUACGCUGGAAUUAUCCAAUCGAUAUAAUUAUGAGCAACUAACCAAUGCUGUAGCCGAACGACUAAAUACCGAUCCCCAAAAAUUGCAAUUCUUUAUGUGCAUCAACAACUAUAAGGAGACGGCAGGCAAUGCUGUGCCGUAUACAUUUAAGGGCACCAUUAAGGACCUUGUGUCGUAUACCAAACAGAGCGCACCGAAACGGAUAUUCUAUCAAAGAUUAUCGCUAAGCAUCCAUGAACUGGACAAUAAGAAACAAUUCAAGUGUAUUUGGGUAUCGAAUGACCUUAAGGAGGAGAAGGAGCUGGUACUCUAUCCCAAUAAGAAUGACACUGUUAAAGGAUUGCUCGAUGAGGCGGCCAAGAAGAUUACAUUCUCGGAGAAUAGCCGUAAAAAAUUGCGCCUCAUGAAGGUUAGCAAUCAUAAAAUUGUUGCCCUUUGCAAAGAUGAUGUUGCCUUGGAAACGCUGCUCAAGAAUAGCGAUUCGAUAACCACAACGCAAAAUGCUGGCGGCGGUGCUGGUGCUGGCGGCGGUGGCGGCGCCGGCGGUGGAGCAAAUAGCGGUGCACAAAAAACUUAUCGCAUUGAGGAAAUACCGGCCGAUGAAAUGCAAUUGGCGGAAAAUGAAUUCCUUAUACCGGUGGCGCAUUUCAGCAAGGAAUUGUACAAUUCAUUUGGUGUACCAUUUCUAACCAAGGCGCGUCAGGGUGAGCAAUACAAGGAGUUAAAGCAACGCAUCCAAAAGCGUCUCAAUGUCCCUGAUAAGGAGUGGGAGAACUAUAAGUUUUCCAUUAUCUCGAUGGGCUUAAUUGGUGAUGUUAACGAUAAUUCGCUAGUAGAUUUGGAAAUCUAUCGAUCCUCUAAUGGACAGUCGCCGUUCUUUGGCCUCGAUCACAUAAAUAAGUCACGUAAAAGAAGUUCGCUUAAUUUCUCCGAGAAGGCAAUCAAGAUAUAUAAUUAAGGAAUCCCUCUCCAAGAAAAAAAAAAAACAAUACAAAAAAAAAAGAAAAAUAAUGAGAUAAUAGUGGAAGAUAGGAGGAGGAGGAUCCAGGAAAUGGGCCAACUAUAUAAUAUAAUGGGAGGAGGGGGCAACCUGCUGCUAAACCAAAAAAAAAACACAAGAAAAAUCAUACGAAAAUUACAUGCAAAGAAACAAGAAGUUAACUGACCUUAUAUAAAAUAUAUGCAAUACUAUCUUCCCCCAUUCCCCCCUACUCGUUCACCGCAGAAUAUCUAAUUUCUUUGAUUGCACGAAUAUUUUUCUUCUAGAGACAAAAAUGAAAAAAGAAACAACAAACGAAAAAUAAUUAACAAUCUCUCUAAGUCAUAUAUUAUUAUUUAUUAACAAUUAUGCUCCGCAAUCACCACCACCUCCGGGUCCUCCGUAUCUGAUCUGUU